AUGAGAACGGAAAGGAUUCAGAGAAGCCCCACGACAACUGAAAGGAUUCAGAAAAGCCCCAGGAGAACAGAAAUAAUUCAGAGAAGCCCCAGCAGAACUGAAAAGAUUCAGAGAAGCUUCAGAUUCAGAGAAAGCUCAAGACAACUGAUAGGAUUCAGAGAAGCCCCAGGAGUACUGAAAGGAUUCAAAGAAGCCCCAGAAGAACUGAAAGAAUCCAGAGAAGCCUCAGGAGAACUGAAAGGAUUCAGAGAAGCCCUAGGAGAACUGAAAGGAUUCAGAGAAGCCUCAGGAGAACUGAAAGAAUUUAGAGAAGCCCCAGGACAACUGAAAGGACUUCGAAAAGCCUCAGGACAACUAAAAGGAUUCAAAGAAGCCCCAGGAGAACUGAAAGGAUUUAGAGAAGCCCCAGGAGAACUGAAAGGAUUCAGAGAAGCCUCGAGAGAACUGAAAGGAUUCAGAGAAGCCAGAGGAGAACUGGAAGAAUUCAAAGAAGCCUCAGGAGAACUGAAAGGAUUCAGAGAAGCCCCAGGAGAACUGAAAGGAUUCAGAGAAAACCAAGGAGAACUGAGAGGAUUCGGAGAAAGAAGCCCCAAGAGAACUGAAAGGAUUCAGAGAACCCCAGGACAACUGAAAGGAUUCAGAGAAGCCCCAGGAGAACUGAAAGGAUUCAAAGAAGCCCCAAGACAACUGAAAGGAUUUAGAGAAGCCCCAAGACAACUAAAAGGAUUCAGAGAAGCCCCAGGAGAACUGAAAGGAUUCAGAGAAGCCCCAGGAGAACUGGAAGGAUUCAGAGAAGCCCCAGGAGAACUGAAAGGAUUCAGAGAAGGAUCAGGAGAACUGGAAGAUUCAGAGAAGCCCUCAGGAGAACAGAAAGGAUACAGAGAAGCCCCAUUAGAACUGAAAGGAUUCAAAGAAGCCUCAGGAGAACUGAAAGGAUUCAGAGAAGCCCCAGGACAACUGAAAGGAUUCAGAGAAGCCCCAGGAGAACUGAAAGGAUUCAGAGAAGCCUUAGGAGAACUGAAACGAUUCAGAGAAACCUCAGGAGAACUGAAAGGAUUCAGAGUAGCCUCAGGAGAACUGAAACGAUUCAGAGAAACCUCAGGAGAACUGAAACGAUUCAGAGAAACCUCAGGAUCUCCAGGAGAACUGAAACGAUUCAGAGAAACAUCAAGAGAACCUUGA
This is a messenger RNA of Macrobrachium nipponense, 1182 nucleotides long. Its product is annotated as protein LIAT1-like. The coding region runs from base 1 to 1182 and encodes 393 amino acids. NCBI's taxonomy places the organism in Eukaryota, Metazoa, Arthropoda, Malacostraca, Decapoda, Palaemonidae. The transcript is spliced from 4 exons. The record is from RefSeq and is a predicted model, not a curated record.